AUAGUGACCUUUGCAACAUGUUUCCUCCUUAUACACAUUAAUACUUCAUGGUGGUGAAGUUGUGUGUUGUCCAAUGAUUAACUACUGGACUGAUAAGGCAGAAAUAAGAGUGAGAAAGACAUUGGGGAAGACACAGAGAGCAAAGGAAAGAACCACGUCAGAUAGAGAAGUAAAUUCAGCAUAGAUAAAGGAAGGACGUUGACUCAGCAGCUGCUGUUUGAGGGGCAAAAAGAGGAAGAGGAAAGCUUUGACAGUGUCCAAGUGCACGCUGGGUUUCUCAUGUUGCGGCUGUUCUCCUGCCGUGGUAAAUGUACUCCAUGGAGGACACACAGGUGGACAGGACCAUAGAGCUGAAUGAUGGCACACGAAUGCCAGUUUUGGGUCUCGGGACUUGGAAGCCCUCAGCCCUUCCCCGCACCUCAGUCCAGGGUGCAGUGGAGGCCGCCAUCGCAGCAGGCUACCGCCACAUAGACACCGCCUACUGCUACAACAAUGAGGUCGAUGUUGGCAGGGCUCUGUGCUCCAAGACAAAGCAGGGCAUCAUCAGGCGCCAGGACAUGUUCAUCGUCAGUAAGUUGUGGGGUACCUUUCAUGCCCCAGAUGACAUCCCUGUGUGCCUGAAUAAGUCUCUGAAGGAUCUCCAGCUGGACUAUCUGGAUCUGUACCUUGUGCAUUUCCCUGUUGGCCUAAAGAAAAUGGGUGAUGACCUUUUCCCAGAGAAGGACGGCAAGAUGCUGACCUGUGACAUAGACUACGUGGAUGUAUGGAGGGGGAUGGAGGCCCUGCAAGCAUCGGGACAGGUGAAGAGUAUUGGUGUGUCCAACUUCAGCCUCCUGCAGCUGGAGAGACUUCUUGCUCUGUGCAGGGUGCCCCCUGCUGUCAAUCAGAUCGAGCUACAUCCCUACCUGGUGCAGACAGAUAUGAUAGAGUUCUGUAAAUCCAAGAACAUCGCCCUGACGGCCUUCAGUCCUUUUGGCUCGCCUGAGAGACCCCCAGACAUGUUGAUGGGAGACACUGAUCCACAUAAGCUCCUGGAGGACCCAGUCGUAGCAGAUAUAGCCAAGAAGCACCGACACAGCCCUGCACAGGUAUUGCUGAGGUACCAUGUGCAGCAGGGUAUUUCAGUCAUCCCUAAGAGUGACAAGCCUCAUCACAUCCUUGAAAACACAAAGAUAUUUGACUUCAGUCUGACUGAAGAAGACAUGAGAGCACUAAGAGGACUGGACCGAGGGUGGAGGGCCUGCGUGCUCGAUGAACUCAAGUCUCAUCCGUACUACCCCUUUGUCUGAGGCUGCCUGGUGAGUGGAGAGAACUGACAGCACAUGGAUCUAUGAAGACCAUCAACAUCAACAAGAGUCUACUGUACCUGCAGUCUCACACACCGUAUUCAUCAGUGCCUGGUUUACAUAAAAAUAACGAUAGAAUGGGAAGAGGGAAGACAAAUCUGGUGAUUCCUCUUUUUUUGCUUCUGCUAGGCCACAUUAUUCAAUAACACAUUUAUUUUCAUUGUUAUGCAGAUGAUGCGCAGGUUUACCUCCCCCUAGAGCCUAAUUACAAAAACAAACUAACUUACCUCAGCAACUGUCUUCAAGACAUCAAAUCCUGGAUGGCUGCAAACUUUCUCCAGCUCAGUGAAAAUAAAACUGUAAAUGGACAGCAGCAUUUGACCAACAUUCCUUUUCCUCAUCUCGUCCCUUUGGUUAAAUCCCCCUGUAAAUCACGUGCUGAAAAAACUUGAGACUUGUAUUUUAUGAUUGAAGUCAAACAAAUGAAUCAGGUAGUACAAACGUACUGUAGCUCUGCAUCACCUCCAAACUCAGGGCAAGUCUCUGCACUUUGGAUCUGAAGAAAUUCAUUCUUUCCCUUAAUAUCCACCCGCCAGUGGUGCAGUGUAACUAAGUACAUGUACUACUGUACUUAGGUAGAACUUUGAGGUACUUUUAUUGUACUCAAGUCUUUUCUCGUCAUGCUUUCUAGUUCUAUGUCAGUCAAAUGUUGUACUUUUUACUCCACAACAUUAAUCUGACAGCUUUAUUUUCUAAUUAAUUUACAAAUUAAGAUUUUUGCAAACAAAACACAUCUAUAGUUUAUAAAAUACUACACAACAAUAUAAUGUAGUACAAGUCCAGCUGAAAUGAUUAGCUAAUUAAACACUUAGUUGACAUGUAUUUUCAUUCAAUUUUCCAUUACUGCCUGAGAGAGUGCUGUGUGAGUGGCUUCUAUGGCAGAAAAGAGAAAUAUUUUGUGAAAUGGUCUUAAAGUUAAAACAGAUUAUAUUCAUACAAUUAGCCUUUGUUGCCAUUAUAUCAUAUGCAAAUAAAACCACUGUAGAUUGAGCACUGUGUAAAACGUUAACAGCAUUUUAUUUUUU
Messenger RNA from Etheostoma spectabile (orangethroat darter), 2371 nucleotides. RefSeq names its product aldo-keto reductase family 1 member B1-like. The coding region runs from base 309 to 1289 and encodes 326 amino acids. Gene Ontology annotation, molecular function: oxidoreductase activity. NCBI's taxonomy places the organism in Eukaryota, Metazoa, Chordata, Actinopteri, Perciformes, Percidae. The transcript has 10 exons. The record is from RefSeq and is a predicted model, not a curated record.